Molecule: messenger RNA, 2381 nt
Organism: Anopheles nili
Lineage: Eukaryota; Metazoa; Arthropoda; Insecta; Diptera; Culicidae
Gene: da
Product: protein daughterless
Exons: 12
Coding region: 1-1854 (617 amino acids)
Biological process (GO): regulation of transcription by RNA polymerase II
Cellular component (GO): transcription regulator complex
Molecular function (GO): RNA polymerase II cis-regulatory region sequence-specific DNA binding; protein dimerization activity; DNA-binding transcription factor activity, RNA polymerase II-specific
Source: RefSeq, a predicted model, not a curated record
AUGGCCACGAGCGACGACGAACAUUUCCAUCUGUACGAGGUGUUUCAGAAUUGCUUCAACAAAAUCGCCAACAAGCAGCCUCCUGAAAAGGCAGGCUACCAAUCACCAUAUGGCGGCAUGGACAAUGGCGUGUAUGCCCCGGAGGAGUACACGCACGAAAGCCCAGUGUCGGGUGGCCAACGAUACACGUCACCGAAGACCGGUGGAGCGUUAUAUCAACCGGAACCUUACUACGAUUCACCCGGUGGCUCGUGGUAUCCGGCCUCAUCGAGUGGUGCCUACGCGCCCCAUUCCGGUACGGGUUAUCACAACGUAGGCCAUGGUGCUCAUCUUGGUGGUGGUGCUGGUGGACCUCAACACAACCAUGACCAGUACGCCAUGUCGCCUGUCGGCGUCCCCCACAUGGAUGGUGGCCAUCUGACGCAGAAUCAAACGCAAGCACUUCCACCGAUGAGCACGUUCCGAGGCAAUAACGCACAGAUACCGGCUAUUGGGACGCAGGGUCAGAACUCGCCCGCAAUCUACAACGCAAUCGCUGCCGGCCACCACAAUCAGCAUGCGCAGCAUAGUCCAAUUGUACAAAACGAUAGCCUGGUCGGCAAGGCGCUCCAGACGAUGUACCCAACCGACCAGAGCAUAAGCAGUUACGGUUCCAACCCCAACACCCCAGUGAACUCACCUCCACCACUCACGUCCCAGCAGCAGGCACAGCAACAAGUUCAACAACAGCAGCAGCAACAGCAACAGCAACAAUCCCAGCAAGCCACACAGCAAAGUAUUCAUGCCGCGGGUGCGGUUCCGGGUGGUGCAAGUGGGCCACCCGGUGGUGGAGGCUCCGCUUCCGUUAGUGUCGGUUCGGGGGCUACGGCGGCGGCAGCGGGCGGUACCUGGCAGCAGAUCAAUCCCGUGAUCAACAGCAACGGUGGCCCGGCCGGGCUUAAUAGUCUAUCGAACGGUUCCUAUGCUCCCGAGCUAGUGCAUCGGGGCCUACCGCAUAUGGCCAAUUCCUCUGAGAUACAGCCGCUAGAUGAGGCGAUCGUGUCGCUACUAAGAGAGCAUGAAAACGUCACGUCCUUGCAGGGUUCGCGCAUGGAGGAGCGACUGGACGAUGCCAUCAACAUUCUGCGGAAUCACUGUGAACCCCAGGUCGGUGUGUCGCUCUCUUCUAUCGAUCCCGCCGCGACCAUCUCGCCGUACUCGACCGGAAGCGCGCCGAUCAUUCCACCUUCCUCCCAGCUUCAGCACGACGCGCCGGCCGAACUUUCCACCGUCCCCGUGAAAACGGAACGACUCCCCGGCAGCGUCCCGGUGUCCGUCAACAACAUUUAUCAUUUAUCCUCAGAGAAACGUAAAGAACCUCCAGAUUCCGAUACCAAACCCAGCAGCUCCGUGCAAGGAACAGCGAAAGGUGCCAAACGGCAGCGCAAGUAUAGUAAAACCUCGCGCAGUUGUUCCAGCGCCGACGACGACGAUGAUGACGACGAUUUGGAUCCACUGGUGAAGGAUCGGAAGGAGAAAGAGCGAAGACAGGCCAACAACGCUCGCGAAAGAAUACGCAUCCGGGAUAUUAACGAAGCAUUGAAGGAAUUGGGUCGCAUGUGCAUGUCUCAUCUGAAAUCGGACAAACCGCAGACCAAGCUGGGUAUACUGAACAUGGCUGUUGAAGUGAUAAUGACGCUCGAACAACAGGUGCGAGAGCGCAAUCUUAACCCAAAAGCGGCUUGCUUGAAGCGACGAGAAGAGGAAAAGGCUGAGGAUGGUCCGAAGCUACCUCCGCAUAUCCUGCAUCAAUCAGCCUACCCUACGCUACCUGGUGCACCGCCAAGUCUACCGCACAGUGGACCACCACAAUAGCAUACCAAUUUUACCUGCUUUAUUCGAAGAUAACAACCCACACUCUUAUCCGCAACAACCCCGCACAACCAGUCCAACACAAGUAAUUAGAUAAAAGUAAAUUGAAGUUCGACUACAACGCUCUGGAGGUCCUUUGUGUUUAGUUUGUGAAACUAGCACCAGCCCACUGGCGGCGUAUUGUGGCACUUGAGACAAAACAAACUACAAACAAACAAAAAAUUACGAAAAAGUCAACACAAUAGGAAAAUGAAACUAAUGGAGGAGUUGAUGUGUGGUUAAUCGCGAAAGGCAUCAAUGUACAUAUUAUACGGAAGGAAAGAGGAAUGCUUCGUGUAUAAGUAGAAAAAAGAAAACACACACGCUGGUGUAACAGCAAAGAAAUCAGAAUUCUUUCGGCAUUGCUGUCGUUUGGUGCGCAUGCCGCAGCCACAGAUGCUGAACGUUUGCAUUCAGAAAUAUAAGAAAAGAAGAAAAAAAAAACAAACUCGGACGUAGUGGCGCAAGUACGCGAGAUUACAAUUCGCAUC